ACGAGGGCGGCUCCAGCACACUUUCCCUUCACAGAGAAAAUACCAUUAACCCUAAUAAUGCCUGAACCAGCCAAGUCCGCCCCGGCGCCCAAGAAGGGCUCCAAGAAAGCCGUCACCAAGAGCCAGAAGAAGGACGGCAAGAAGCGGAGGAAGAGCAGGAAGGAGAGUUAUGCCAUCUACGUGUACAAGGUGCUCAAGCAGGUCCACCCCGACACCGGCAUCUCCUCCAAGGCCAUGGGCAUCAUGAACUCCUUUGUCAAUGACAUCUUCGAGCGCAUCGCCGGAGAAUCUUCCCGCCUGGCUCAUUACAACAAGCGCCGCACCAUCACCUCCCGGGAGAUCCAGACCGCCGUCCGCCUCCUCCUGCCCGGAGAGCUGGCCAAGCACGCCGUCUCCGAGGGCACCAAGGCCGUCACCAAGUACACCAGCGCCAAGUAAUCCCCCCAUCAUCAUCCCAACACAAGACACAAAGGCUCUUCUAAGAGCCACCCA
Molecule: messenger RNA, 492 nt
Organism: Rana temporaria (common frog)
Lineage: Eukaryota; Metazoa; Chordata; Amphibia; Anura; Ranidae
Product: histone H2B 1.1
Exons: 1
Coding region: 58-438 (126 amino acids)
Cellular component (GO): nucleosome
Molecular function (GO): protein heterodimerization activity; DNA binding; structural constituent of chromatin
Source: RefSeq, a predicted model, not a curated record